AGUACCGCCGCGAAAUAUUUCUUCUGAUUUGAGGAGUCGAUGUAAUUUAUUUAUUUCUUGAUGUAUAUGACUUGCCAUUCUUUGUAAUCACAAAGGAAGUCAUCUGCAGCUUUGUCUGCAAAAAAUGGCAAUGCCGUCAUUCAGCCUCGACGGCAACGUGCCAGACGACAUCCUGUUCUCCAUCUUUUCCUUCCUGCCCAUACCGGAUCUGGUCCGGUGUGCCAAUGUGUGCAGGCGAUGGCGCAGAAUCGUGUCGGACUAUUCCCUCGUGUGGAAGGGGAAGAGGUACGUCAGCAAUAGAAGUCCGAGGGAAUCCACCGAGGUGUGCGCCGUCUUGUGCAUCGUACCACUGUUGCAAGAACUCGAUGUCAAGGUGACCAAAAUGUUUGAGGUGAAAAUUAUCUACCCACAGUUGUUUUUGUCAGUAACAAACGUCUGUGACCUGAGAGCUGUGCGUGACUGCCAAAGAGUGGGGUGUACGUAUUUAUCGACCGAUCUCAACGUCGCAGAGGUCAUCUUCUCUUCUCAGUCACUUAUCGAUUUUGCGGCACUCGAGAAGCUGCAGAUCAUCGGAGGAAAUCCGACGCUGACACCCUUCAAGCCAGACACCAGGGCAGAAUGCGCCGUCGGCUCAGCCCUGGAGCUGUGCCCGAAUCUCAGAGAGCUGAACAUAAACGUAGAGGCCCUGUCGGGAGACUACUUGGACUGUUUGGAAGGGGUCAGCCGGUUGAAGACUCUCAGAAUCAACUGCCGCGGCCUGGAGGAACUGACGUUCCUACGGCACUGCUCGGACGCGCUGGAGGAACUGGAAUUGGAAAGUUGCGACGACUUGCCGCCGGCCGCAUACUCGGAGCUACGGCAUCUCGGGAACGUGAAGAAGUUGCGACUGUGCGACUGCCGCGCGGAGGCAGAGGCCCUGGAAGCGGCCGCGGGGGGUCUGAGGUCUCUCGUGUCGCUGCAGUUGGACCGCUGCAGACUGCUCUCGGACCUGUCCUUCCUGCGGCUCUGCAGCCAGCUGCGGGAGCUCCGCGUCGAGGCUAAGGACGGGCCGCCGACGGGCCUGCAGUGCCUGCCCGCCAGCGUCCGCUCGCUCUGCCUCGUCGACAACGCCGCGACUGCCGACGAGUUGUCCGACGUGCUGCAGCGCCUGUCACUGCGCGAGGAACUGAAGCUCUGCAAAGUGGAUCUGGCCCACCUGGGCUUCCUGCGCCACUGCCCGCGGUUGCACCGCCUCUACCUCGAGAGCUCGACCUGGCCCGACACGUCGGUGCUGUCGAGCCUGUGCCACCUGACGCGGCUCGAGACGCUGGUCCUGAGGAGGUGCAGGGUCGACGCAGACGUACUCUCCCAGACGGUGUCGUCACUGCCGCAACUGCACACUCUGUCGCUGGCCUACGUGGAGGACGUCACCCACUUGCGGUUCCUCAGGCACUGCCCCCAGCUUCACACCUUGUCGCUUUUCUGCGUCUUCGGGUUGGAGUCGAAUGCUUACUGGGAACUGUGCCACCUGAAUAACCUGGAGCAGUUGUGUGUCAGCGUAUUAGUGCGCGACGUUGUCAGUGAUAUCAUCCGACCGUGUCUGCCCCGAGUAAAAAUUUAUUGCUCGGAACAGUUUAUAUAA
Molecule: messenger RNA, 1621 nt
Organism: Schistocerca cancellata (South American locust)
Lineage: Eukaryota; Metazoa; Arthropoda; Insecta; Orthoptera; Acrididae
Product: F-box/LRR-repeat protein 7-like
Exons: 2
Coding region: 125-1621 (498 amino acids)
Molecular function (GO): protein binding
Source: RefSeq, a predicted model, not a curated record